AUGAUAGAAACAAUGGAAAACGAGAAUACAACUUUUAUUAAUAAGGUGGAAACCUUUGAUGAUGAUUCAUAUGAUUUUGAAAAAUUAGAAAAAGGAAUUCAAAUUAUGAGUGUUUAUACAUUUGAAGGUCAAGAACACGUAGUUAGAAGAAAUUUAAAUUGUGAACCAAAAACUGAAACUAAUCAGAAAAACAAUAAAGCCAAAGAAUAUUAUAAAAGUGUGUUUGAUGAUGACGAAAGUGUUUCGUUUUCUGAACAAAUUGUUAUACCUUUAAUAGCAUCUGGUCUUUCAAACUCCAAUUAUCAUGAUAAUGUUAAUAGUGUUUCUCAAUCAACUAAUACAACUUUUAAUGUUAAUUCAGGUUCAAUUCUAAGUCAAUUAUCUAAUUAA
Molecule: messenger RNA, 390 nt
Organism: Hepatospora eriocheir
Lineage: Eukaryota; Fungi; Microsporidia; Hepatosporidae
Source: the annotation of a GenBank genome assembly